This is a messenger RNA of Pichia membranifaciens NRRL Y-2026, 3854 nucleotides long. RefSeq lists its product as hypothetical. Bases 225 to 3695 code for a protein of 1156 amino acids. NCBI's taxonomy places the organism in Eukaryota, Fungi, Ascomycota, Pichiomycetes, Pichiales, Pichiaceae. Gene Ontology annotation, biological process: regulation of DNA-templated transcription; DNA-templated transcription. The record is from RefSeq and is a predicted model, not a curated record. The transcript has a single exon. Gene Ontology annotation, molecular function: DNA-binding transcription factor activity, RNA polymerase II-specific; zinc ion binding; DNA binding.
GGGCUCGGCGGAGGCGCGAGGCGGGCAACGGGGCAACGGGGCAACAGUCUUCGGAAGCAGUUGACAAAUAAGCGAGCGGCCGGAGCUAGUUGCCCGAUUCCGAAAGACAGUGUAGACACAAGGGCAACGGAGAUAGCAAGAGGGAGACAGAGUCGUGUUAGUCAGUACCAUUGUAGAGAGUACACGGCUCUCCAGCGUGGCCAGUUCGCUGUAAUCGUCCGGGGAUGGCGCUGGCGUCAGGAGAGGAGUGGAGCCAGCGUGAUGGGGUUCUCGUCGGUGCCGGCGUUAGUCUCGGAUCCUGUUUUUCUCCGAGCGAAGGGGAGCUCGCACUGCGCAGGUGGUCGCGGACAGACAGGCUGUACCAGCGAGAGAGAGAUCGGUCAGCUCAAGAGGGUGCGGUUGGCGCCAACAGGCUGGACGAGUGGGGCUCGGAUGUGAUGUGGAACCACUUGUGCAGAGAUCCUUGUGCACCGCUUCCGCUGCCGAUGAUGACGGACGCAGAGCAAAUGGACGAGAGCAAGAAGACGCAGAAGGCGUGCGAUGAGUGUCGGUCCAGGAAGGUGAAAUGCGACGGGCUACCAACGUGCACCCGGUGUGUGAACAAGGGGUUUCCGUGCACAUACAACUACGUGUUCAAGAAACGGCUGCGGAAGAAGAUGCAGGAGAUGGUGAACCAGCCGAAGCGACGCAGGGGACGCCCCCGCAAGUCCAGCAUCGUCAACUCGCCGCUUGUGUCGGACAGGGACCCGGCAGCCGAGGCCGCCGGGCCAGCCAGCAGCAACAACACGAGCACGUCGAACUUGGGUUCGACGAGCGGAAGGUACGCAGGCUCCCUCGGUGCGUCCACCCCGGCUUCGACGGUUGGUGCUGGCGCCGCUGCCGCAGUGUCCGCACAGCAGUACCUGCCGCAGCCUCUGCCCCUGCCGAUCCCCAUGUCGACGUCGGUCUCGGCGCCCCUGGGCGCCGCCGAAGCAACCUUUCCCUACCCGGUUGCAAACAAUACAUCCUUUGCCGGUGCCAUACCGAGCUACGAUGCGGGCUUCUACAGGAACACGGUGCCGAGCAACCCACUGGCGCUCUCGCAGCUCUCCGGCUCGCCGGCGCCGGCACCGGCACCAGCACAUGCGACGGAACAGGACUCCAGCGUCGAGCAGCGGCUCCAGAAGAUGGAGUCCAUGAUUUCCCUGCUGCUGGAUAAGGUCUCGAGCAAGAGCCCCCGUCCAAGUGCGCUUUCGGCUGCAAACUUCGGACCCUCGCAGGCCGGCACAGGUGGAUGUGCCGGUGCACUCUCCCUCACCGGGGUCAACUUAGAUGCCUCCAGCGCACGGGCCACGUCGGAUAUCGCCUCCAACUCCAACUCAAAUACCCACGCCUCCUUCACAAUGAAUCACAACACUUUCUCCGGCUCGGAAAGGUCCAAAGCCAACGACUCCCCGCAGCUUUUUGAAAGUGGCUGCAGCUCGCUCACAAACCCAGAAAGCUUGCAGAAAUGGGUCGGCCUUCUCAUGCAUACCUCCAUUUUUUUCUUGUCGCCCAUAGGAAUGAAGACUCUAGAGAACAAGAUGGAAAACCCAGAGGCUCUGGCCCCCUUGAAGCAGAUCGUGCAAGUCUCCACGCCCUGCGAGCGGAAAAUCAUCUCCAUCUGGACAAAUCCCAUUUAUGAAUCACAGUUGACUCCGCUACCUAGCAGAGCCAACAUAGAAUGUUUGUUGCAGGCUUUGAGUGCGCCCUUCUUCCUCCUUAAAGUGCUAGACGUGGGCUACUUGAAGCAUUUACUGCGGCUGUAUUGUGACUUCAGGGAUGGCCUAAUACCCGAACCAUAUUUUUCCUACUCCGAUUACCUACUCAUGAAUAGUAGUCUGCUAGUGGCGUGCUUGGUCAUUGAAGAGUUUUCGGAAAAAGCUUUGAACGGAGGCGGCCCAAUGCCGGACUUCAAAUCAUUACGGGAAGUGUCCGAUAACCUAUUGGACAAUGCAUUAUUCUACUACUCGAGACUUUCCGUUAUAUCCGGCGGAGUUUCAUCCAUCGUUGGUUCACUAUUUUUGGCGUUCUAUGCUGACAGUAUCUCCUUAUCAAGAGCAGCAUAUCUAAUCUCAAGUUCCGCCAUCAGACAAGCCCAGGAGCUUGGCCUACACAUAGAAGAGACUUACAGGACAUUACCACAACAUGAGAGAGCCUUGAGGUUAAACAUUUGGUGGGCAUGUUACGUCUUUGACAGAGAGCUAUGCAUUAGAUGGGGUCAGACCCCUGUCAUCAACGAUAAUGAUAUUUCAGCACCGCCAUUACCUGGGUUUGAGGCAUAUUGGUCACCAAAUCAAACAGCCGAACAAGGUCCCUCGAAACGAUCCAUUUAUCAUUUUGAAAUUCAAACUUUGUUAGAACCAUUACUAGAAAAUCCGUCUUCUUCAAUAGACUUGGAACAGUACAUUUCAACUGAUUAUGCAUUCAUAACUGCCAAAGUAUACGAUAACUUCUUGAGAGCAGGGGCUUUGAAGAAUGUGAGUAAAAAAGAAGCAAAAGAGCGCUUGAUUCAUACAAUUGCGGAGUUGGAUUACUGGAAGGAAAGUAUUCCGAAGCCUAUCAGACCAAGAACAAAGGAGGAUGAUGACAAAUCUUUUUAUGAAUUUAUUGAAAAGUUGACUCUUACCAACACGAUGUAUUCUCUCCAUUUAAUGAUUAUGGCAACUUCCUUACAUGUCAGAUACCACCAUGUGAAGUUAAUGGUUUUCAGGGCUUACACCAAACAUUGCUUUGUGGAAUAUGGCGAUCGAAUCGACGAUGAGCUAUUGAGUGAGCCUACAAUUUCGGCAAGAAACAUUUUACACAUGUCCUGUGUGGUUGAUAGUAGGUUUGGAAACUACGUGAACUAUUUCAUCUUUUAUCCUUUCAACGCCUUUUUAUCGAUCUGUGGGUUAUACAUUCUUCUUGAAAAGGAACCUCCGGAUUUGAGGUCCGACCUUCAGUUGCUCAUUGAUUCCAUCAAACUACAUUUCACUCCUUUUGUCUCCAACAAGAAACAUCAUGAGAAGGGUGGAAUGGUAGAAUUGGUCCUCAAAGGAAUGCUAUACGCAACUUAUGUUACAUGCAAAAGCCGAUUUGGCGAUAUCCCCUUAGAAGGACUUGAAGUUCUAGACGAUGCCAGGGCAAUAGCAGAAGGAAAUAAAACCGCGGCGGAAAUAGUGUGUCCAGUUCUCAAUAUGAUCGAGACAAGGGUCUCACCAGAAAGACCUCUUUGUAAGCUACCUUAUUUCUACAACCAGAACCCAUCUCUGUUCAUCACAAAGGAUGACAAUAGCCAUUCUCGUGAGUCACCCCUACAUUCUGCGUCACAUUCGCCAAUCGAUCGGCCGAGUCAGUUAUCAGAUAUACCCAUACUUGUCGGUAACGAUACCGACCGAACUCCCAAUGUGUCGUUUUUACUUUCCCCCUCGCAUCAACCCACUGAAGGCAAUAUUCGACUCAAUCCAGCAAAUGCUACGACUGUUGGGUUCAAGGCAGAAGGCUCAGAAGACAAGAACCCAUUUCUCAGUAAUGGAGCUGUCAAACUUGACAAAGAUCCGGAACCAGAUUAUUUCAACAUGAGCGACGUUAAUUCUAAAGACACUCUUUUCCAUAAUAUGCUGAACAUUCCGAAUUACUUUUUCGACUACCUGUAUGAGGAUACAAAUAAUACAGCUUUAACGGGGUUCCCUUGAUGAACUAUAAUGAAUUUGCCAUGAAUGAAAUUUUGUAUAUAAGUAUAUAUCACCGAUACCUUACACACAUUGGGUUUAACAGUAAACAAUGCCCGUUUUUCUCGCAUUUGUAUGUACUUUAAUAGAUUGUAUUUAUAGUGAAACUCGAACCCCCUAAAG